UCUCCCGAGCAAUCAAGCGGACAUCCCGCUAAGAGACUGAAAACUGGAAUGGCCACCAGUAACAGCAACAAGUAUCACAUCGAAUUUGAGGAUCCUUCGCCCCAGUUCGCUAACGGUUUGCUUGACCCGGAGAACGCGCUGCGGCUGCAUUCGGAAUAUGCCAGUAGCGAACCCUACAAACAUGCGAAGCUGGAUCAGCUGUUCCAGGACGAACUGCUUGUCAAAGUGAAAGACGAGUGUUUAGGACAGCUGUGCUUCACUGAAAAGGAGACGGAUAUAUACAAGGUUCACCAGACCGGCGAUCUUGCAUCGCUGUCCUUUCUGUCCUCGGAGGACCUCGCUCGCCUGCCUUCAUUGCUCACUCUGCGAAACGCCCUCUACUCUCCGCAAUUCCGCUCGUUCGUGCGCACCGUUACAGGAUGCGGCCCACUCUCUGGGAGCAAACAAGACAUGUCCGUCAACACAUACAAGUUCGGAUGCCAUCUUCUUAAUCAUGACGACGUGAUCGGCACCCGACGGGUAUCAUACAUCCUAUAUAUGCCCCUCCCGCAUGGACAAACGUGGCAGCCGGAAUGGGGCGGCGCACUGGAGUUGUAUGCUACGAAGGAUGGCCCAGGUGGCAUACCGGAACCCGAGGCUUUGCCGGCGAGGAGCAUACCACCCAGCUGGAACCAGUUCAUAUUUUUCGAGGUGCAGCCGGGAAAAAGCUUCCAUUCCGUCGAGGAAGUCGUCGUCGGCAAAGAAGAAAAGGAUGGCCGUGAGCGUUUGAGUAUCAGCGGAUGGUUCCACGCGGCGCAACCCGGUGAGGAGGAUUAUGUGCCCGAGCCUGCGCCGGAACUCAAGAGCUCGCGCGAACAACUUGCCUCCAGCUCCAUCGACCAUACCCCGUACGCAGACACGAACGAUCCGCCACUGCCAGACGCUACAUUACCGCCGGAGCACACAUCUUUCCUCCGCGAAUUUCUCAAUCCUGUAUACCUUCAACCGCGCACGAUGAGGGCACUCGCCGGUCGGUUCGUGGAAGAGUCGAGUUUGGAGCUGCACUCCUUCCUUUCCGAGUCGCUUGCUGCACGUCUCCUGUCGGGUUUACGGGACGCCGAUGCAGACGCCGGGUUGGACCAAGGGCAGCGGCAAGGUCGCAUACCGCUUCAUACUGCCGGUUUAAGCGGGGACUGGGAAAUCACAGGCCCACCACACAAAUGGCGCUACUGCACGCUUCGGCCUAAAGUCCCUGGCUCAUCGUCUGCUGUAGUCGAGCCUCGGGCUGCGAACACCUCCACGACGGAGAUUAUUCGUAGUCUUCAGGAUGAGCUAUUCAAAAGCGAGGCUUUCCGCGCUUGGCUCGCCACCGUUUCCCAAAUGGUACCGCUGAGCUUCGCGGCUCAGGCCCGGCGCUUCCGACCCGGGCUGGAUUACACUUUGGCAACGAGCAAUGAAAAGGAAGCGCGCCUGGAUGUGGUGCUCGGCUUGACUCCUGAAGCCCAGGCUCGCGAGGCGAAGGCAAAAGGGAAGAAGAAGAGGACACAGCACAAGCCCACUGGCUGGGAAACCGGCCUAUGGGGUGGUUGGGAGGCGAAUUUCUGGUUUCAAUGUUCGAAUUUACCGCUAACCUGCUAUAUGGCUCCUCACGAAGGCGACGAAGACCCCGCUGUUUAUCGAUCGGGCGCUCAGCGACAAAAUGGGAUGGAAGGCGCACGUGCUACUGCCAAUGGUGACGAUGGACAAAUCCAGACUUCCAGUGCUCCCUCUUCUACAGAGGAAGACCAGAGAAAAUCCAGUGGCGACGAGGAUGAGGAUGCUUCCAUGGCAUCCGCUUCAAGCGACGAGGACGAAGAUGACGGGACGCUGCUGACAGUGCAACCGGGAUUCAACAGAAUGCUCAUGGUACUGAGGGACGAGGGUGUCUUGAAGUUCGUUAAAUAUGUAUCAGCCGCUGCCGAGGGGUCGCGAUGGGAUAUAUGCGGAGAGUAUGAAAUUGGUGCAUUAGAGGAAGACGAAGAUUGAAAAUUGUACGCAGAAACUCGUAGGUGGUGUGCAUUGUGUACCCAAGACAUUUCCGCGAAGUUACUUAAC
Molecule: messenger RNA, 2073 nt
Organism: Punctularia strigosozonata HHB-11173 SS5
Lineage: Eukaryota; Fungi; Basidiomycota; Agaricomycetes; Corticiales; Punctulariaceae
Exons: 4
Coding region: 49-2004 (651 amino acids)
Biological process (GO): regulation of translational termination; peptidyl-proline hydroxylation
Cellular component (GO): cytoplasm
Molecular function (GO): iron ion binding; L-ascorbic acid binding; peptidyl-proline dioxygenase activity
Source: RefSeq, a predicted model, not a curated record